AUGGAGAAGAAGGGGGAGGGCAACAGCAACAGCAAGAAUAGCAAGAGCAGGUCUCCCUCACACGAGCCGCACCAGCACCAGGCCAACGCAACGACCCACCGACAAGAGGAUGAGUGGAAGCACCGCGCCCCUUACAGGGUUCUCGACGACGAUGACGAUGACAAGGACGUGUCUCCGGCUCGCUGGCAUGGCGCAUGCCACUGCGGACGAGUGAAAUACCAACUCCACCGCGACCGGCCCCUGUCCUCCAAGUACUGCCACUGCACUACCUGCCAGCGCCUCCACGGCGCCCCCUUCCAGUGGGCCGCCAUCUUCCACAAGGAAGACAUCCGCUUCACGCAGGGCCACCACGACCUGGGCUGGUAUGACCCAAGCUCGCAGUCCCAGGCGCACCACCUUCCAUGCAAGGUACAGUGUGCGUUCUGCCGGACGCCCAUCAUGGACGAAGGGCGGAACAUGAUCUUGCUAUUUCCUACCUUGAUCGAGGGGAUUAAUACGCCCGAGGGGCGGAAGGCGUUCGAGGCCAAGUGUCACAUGUUCUAUCCGCAGAGAGUGGUUGAUUUCAAAGGGGAUGGGGUGGCCAAGUGGGACGGGCUGGAGGAUAAGAGUGACUUGUUGGAUGACGAUGGGAAUGUUGUCAAGAAGAGGAGGAAGGAGGAAAAGAAAAAGGAAGAGAAGAAGCAGAAUGGGGACGAUGAGGAGGAGGAGGAGGAGGGUGAGAGAUGA
Cryphonectria parasitica EP155 is the source of this 726-nucleotide messenger RNA. RefSeq lists its product as uncharacterized. Gene Ontology annotation, molecular function: carbon-sulfur lyase activity. The transcript has a single exon. The record is from RefSeq and is a predicted model, not a curated record. Bases 1 to 726 code for a protein of 241 amino acids. NCBI's taxonomy places the organism in Eukaryota, Fungi, Ascomycota, Sordariomycetes, Diaporthales, Cryphonectriaceae.